AUGGAAUAGCAACAGCAUUAGAAAAACUUAUCUGAAGGCGAGGUCAAAAUAAUUGAGACGCCUAAUGACUAUCAGUCAGAGGAGAAUAAAGUGAAUAAAUCACCUAUCUCUGAUUAGAAAGCAGGCUCCAAUCAAAAAUCACAGAUGUCUUCUGAGAAAUAAGAUCAAGUUGCUACAACACCUGGAGGAGGCGAUAUCGACAACAUCUAAUCUCUAGAUCAAGCCAGGAAGAUUAAGGGACAAGUUGAGAAGGAUGUACUAUUGCUAAGAAAUAGAGUUCGCAUGCUUUAGAUGGAGCAUGAGAAAGCAUAGAAAAAGAUCAUGGAGACCUAGAAGAAGGCUAAACAACUUGAAGACCUAAAAGCAAAAAACAACGAAAAGUUCCUGCAACAACUGAAAUAUGAAUAAGAACAUAAAGGUAGUUUGAAGGGAGCUUAGAGUGGGAAUUUUGAGAUUUAAAAGGCAUAGAGAGAACAAAUUUAGAAUGCUAAGUUCUCCAUGUAUCAAUAAAAAGCUGAAGCCGUGUCUGGGUUGAAGUAGAAGCUAAAUGAAGACCAAAAGCGUAAGCAAGAACUCCAGAUGCAAUAGUAGUUAGAGCAGUAAGAAAAGAAGAAUCAAAUCCGUGCAUAGAAGGAAAAGGGCAAGGUGAAGAUUGAGAAAUACAAGCAGAAGAAAGCCAAGGAGAUUAUGAAGGAAGGCAAGUAGAAGACUGAGCAGGAGAAGCAGUUGAUAUACGCACUGGAGGGCGAAGCUAGGCAGCUUGAAUUAAUGGAGGAACAGUUGAUAAGAAGGCUGCAAACGACAUAGCAGAUGGAGAAGGAUGCUUUUAAGGAGUUAGAGGAAGCCAUGAUAACAGCAAGCAUGCCCAAGAAAGAGAGACUUAAGAUCAUGAGCGAGAUGCAGAGCAAUCUUGGAUCUGAAAACAAUCCUUCCAAAGAUCAAGAUAUAUGA
Molecule: messenger RNA, 951 nt
Organism: Stylonychia lemnae
Lineage: Eukaryota; Ciliophora; Spirotrichea; Sporadotrichida; Oxytrichidae
Source: the annotation of a GenBank genome assembly